AUGUCUGUUUUACUCCUAGUCGAUGUCGAUAGCAGCAAGUUUCUUUCAAUGGAGAAUGGUCUGAAAUCUGGCGUAGUCGCUCAAGUUGACAAAGAGCUACUUAAAAGCUUAGAUCAAGAACUUGAUUUGCUAUCCCAGCAAAACGAGCAGUUACAGAAAGAUUUAGAAAGUUUGCAAUUGGCUGGCAGCACACAAAGUUUGGACUCUAAAAAUUUAGGACAAAUUCAACAUGAAGCAAUCAAUCAAACAAAGUCAUUAAUUAAUUUACCAUCCAAGGCAAUCUUUAAUAUUGGCCAUAACGAUGCUACUCGUGUACAAUCUUCCCCCGAAUUGCCAAGAAUUAGUAAAAACCAAAUUGUCAAUGUCACAGAAAAAGAUGCAGGAGAAGCUUGCCAAUGGCUCAAAUUUACGGGUUUCUCUCGUUAUGCUCGAGCCUAUGAAGACGGACAAUUUCCCAUCGACAUUGCAACUGUUAAAAAAGAUAACAGUUUCAUGGAUGCUAGCUCAAUUAAUGCUGUCAUUCGGCGAAUCAACCUAUUAAAUCAAUAUGUCAACGAUAACACUAAAAGUUUAACUCCAAAUUCAAGUAGUCAUACCUUAACAGAUACCAACCUAGCAAAGCCAUCAUCACUAGAUAAAGUAGAUUCUCAACAAGCUUCUCAUACCUCUUCAAUUACUAAAUUUUCAACUACAUCUAAGCUCGAUAUCCCUCAACAAACAGAUCGACGUAAACCGGAUAGAGCAUUUACAAUUUCUUCUUUCGAUAAAAAUAUCAGGAAGCCUUUUGUAGUUGAACCAGUAGUGAAAGGAAAUAAAAACGAACUUGUUGCCUUAUCCAGUCGAUUUCAAGAUAGAUCUAAAGCCAGUGCUAUACCUCCCAAAUUUCCCGUUUAUGACAUUAUGACACAAAUUUCCGAUUUUCCCGAUAAAGCAGCUGGCUAUGAUAACUGUAUUCAGUCACCAGAGGUUAUACGCACCUCUAGUGUGGGUUCCAAUUAUUCAAAACGCCCUACCAAGAAUUAUAAUCGAACAUGGAAUGGUGAUACUAGCAAAAAUUUAGCAAAGAGUUUGCUGAAUGUCCGUCAAAUGGAUCCUUCCGACACCAACAUUGGGAGUGAUUCUAUUUCUCGAUCGUCGGUUGAUAUUCACAGCACAUCGAGGACAACACAAAGAUCGACAGAGUUGGAAUCGAGUGAGCAAAGUAAAACUAUAACGAUAUCCAAUAAUAGGAUGUCUAACAUGGCUCAAAGUGGGCACAAAAAACCACGCAAUAAGUUUAUUGAAAGUAGAUUUGGACUUUAUGGAAUGAACGCCAACAAAAGUAUUACUGGAUCAUUUCCCCUAUUAUACAAUAAAAGGAUUGAAAAUACGAAAGAUCGAUACCAUGCUAGGUCGUCGAGUGGAGGUGAUGACUAUGCAAAGAGAGAUUUACCAUUUAUGGAUGGUCAUAGCAAUCUAAAUAUAGGAAAAGACAACGAUGCAACAGCUGAAAGUAACAACCAGCUAUCGAAAGCUUCAUUGUCUAGUAGUCAAAAGUCUGCCAGUUUAGCUGACUUGGUUGUUCUACAAGAUGAUUCAAGUGACCUGGAAGGGCACAAAAAGAGUUCUAUGGAGUUAUCCGAUCGGGUCGAAACAGAUUCAGAUUCCAGCGAUCCCAACCUACUUGAUUCAAACAGUCAUCGAUUUCAUGAUGCCGUUGUUUUACGUAAAGAUUCCCAUGCUUUACGUCAGCCAAGUCUUGCACAUCGUGUUAGCAAGAAAAGCUCAAAAUGGCAUCCAUUUGGACGUGCUGUUGUCCCUGUUAAGAUGGAAAGGGACUUUAGCCUCAGUGAAUUAACAGCCGGCCAAUUUGCUGCUGUGCAAAAGUUUGCCUUUAGUAAACUUACGGAAAUGUUAGAAAAUCAAUCAUCGACUAAGCAGACUUUAGAUAGGCUACUGCCAUCCAAACUUGUUCGCAAAAGACCAAAAAAUGAAUCCAGAGAUAAAUUACUAAACUUACCUUUAUGGAUUGUAUUGGAAAGAACUGGACGCUCCCUACCUCAAUCUAUUAUCAAUGCUCUAGACUAUCUACGUAGAAACGCUAUUGAAGGCAUCUUUAGAAAAGCUGGCGUCAAAUCGCGCGUAUCUACACUACGUAAAAAAUGUGAAGCGAACAGUAAUUUCAACGAAUUUGAAAAAUCUUAUCACCAUGAUAUUGCUGAUAUGCUCAAGGGAUAUUUUCGAGAAUUGCCUGAACCUGUCUUUAACAGCAAAAUGACAGAAAUUUUGGUCUUUAUAAAAUCAUAUGUUGAAAGUGACUUAAGGUUUUACUAUACUCAAUUGGCUGUUCUACUGAUGCCAGACGAAAGCCGUGAUGCCUUAAGAUUUCUCUUGGAAUUUUUAAGUGAUGUUGCAUCCCAUUCCGAUAUGCAUCAGAUGACUAUCAAUAGCCUUGCUGUAUGUUUAAGCCCAUCAUUAUUUAGCGUAGCGAGUCAAACUGGUCCUCUACAAAAGAUAUUACCAUGGCCUUCUUCGCCAUCCAAUCUUGCCAACAGUAAAGAAAUUAAUGACAGCGUUACCGUCAUUGACGUACUUGAUUUAAUGAUUCGUAACCAUGAAAAAUUGUUUACGAUUUCAUCUGACAUUGUCAAGGCUUGCGAUUUUACAUCGUUGGACCUUGGCCAACCCUUACAACUGUCCGAUUUAGGACGACGUAAAUCGGAUGGAAAGAGUGAUUUUAAGAGUUACAUUAAGAAUGCAGUUGGAAUCGUUAUAAAUGAAUAUAAAAAUAAAUUUAGUGGCUGGGUACCGUACAGUUUGCAAAACGGAAUAGAAAUUUCAUUUAAAAAAGCUAGCGAUGACUAUCCAUUAUCGUUAGCCAGAGCUGUUACCACUGUCAAUGGUGUUGCUGAAGAUAUCUUGGAAUUACUACUCAAUGAUAGACAUUUGUGGGAUAAAAUGGUGCAAAACCACAAAGUUGUAGAAACUCUUGAUUGCCAAACCGAUAUUCAUUAUUAUGUCAAAAAUUCCUCUUCAAUGAGCACUAUGGACUCGAGGGAUUAUUAUGCACUACGAUCUUGGAGAACACAUUUACAACGUGGUUCUUGCGUGCUCGUCUCAGCAUCGAUAUCAUACAAUAGUGCUUUACCUAUUGGUGAAACUCGUGGUAUUGUUCUAGCUGAGCGAUUCUUAAUUGAACCAACAGAACGUGGUGAAUCUAGAUUGACCUAUAUAUUCAGAAUUGACGAUAGGCAAUCGAGCGAAAUGACUAAAGUGCAAACCUUCUAUUUUAACAGAGGCCACGCACCUGACUAUUACGAGAGAGGCUUCAAUGCCUAUCUGGGAUUAUCCAUCGUUAGCGGCAUUAAAAAACUAGUUGAAGAUUGUAAAAAAUAA
Messenger RNA from Trichoplax adhaerens, 3375 nucleotides. RefSeq lists its product as uncharacterized. The record is from RefSeq and is a predicted model, not a curated record. Bases 1 to 3375 code for a protein of 1124 amino acids. Lineage: Eukaryota; Metazoa; Placozoa; Uniplacotomia; Trichoplacea; Trichoplacidae. Gene Ontology annotation, biological process: regulation of Rho protein signal transduction; actin cytoskeleton organization; signal transduction. The transcript has 21 exons. Gene Ontology annotation, molecular function: lipid binding; GTPase activator activity.